Molecule: messenger RNA, 708 nt
Organism: Pedinophyceae sp. YPF-701
Lineage: Eukaryota; Viridiplantae; Chlorophyta; Pedinophyceae
Source: the annotation of a GenBank genome assembly
AUGAGAGCCGUAGUGUCCGCCUUCAGGAGCAGCAACGUCCUGCGGAGCGGGCUUCCGGCCCUGGCGGGGGUGCACAAUGCGGUGCAGUCCGCGGCGGUGCCGCAGCGCGCCGAGGUCGACGCGCGGCGUCCGCGGACGCCGCACACCGUCGGCGACAUCCUCCACUACCAGGCCGACGCCGGGAGGUGGGGCUGGGUGGCUGCGGACCAGCCCGUCUUCGACGCCAUCUCGCGGAUGACGAAUCACAGGCUCGGCUGCCUGAUGGUCGUGGAGAACCCGAACGUCACGAGCGAGCACGACGCCAAGCAGUACAUCGCCUUUCUGCCGACACACGACCACAUCGACUGCACGGUCGACCCGGGCACGUUCGCGGAGGGUCUGCGGCUGCCCAACGCCCUCUCGCGCGUCGUCGGCAUCGUCACGGAGCGAGACUAUCUGACGAAGGUAGCCGUUCGCGGCCUCUCGUCGCACCACACGCCCGUGGCGCAGAUCAUGACGCCGGCCGCGGAGCUCAAGCACGUCACCACGGGCGCGUCCGUGAUGGAGGCGCUGAUGAUGAUGGACGCGCACAGCUUCCGGAACCUGCCCGUGAUGGACGUCGGCGUGGUGCGCGCCGUGCUGAGCAUCCACGACGUCGUGCGCGCGGUGCGGCGGGAGCGCGAGGGCGACGUCGAGACGAUCGAGGGGUACUUGCAGGGGUCGUACUAG